AUGAGCCAUUCUCACCCCGCUGGAUUACUUGCAGCAUACAACAGCCUUACUGAUAAACACCUGGCUGGGUAUUUUAACAAUACGAGGAUAAGGCGACAUCUCUUAAGAUCAGGGCUGAUCACAAGAAGUGGAAGAAUUCUUUCUGAAAAAGAAUACAAAUUAAAUGUCAUGAAGCGAGAGCACCAAAAAUAUGUUCGGGAGUGCUUAGCCCAGGCUAUUUUCCAUAAGGUUCUUGAUAUGGAGCGUUACCAUCAGCUUGAAAUAAAAAAGAAACUGGAGACCUUAGCUAGGAAGGAGCGAAUUCCCAGAUUUAAGGGAGAGCACACAAGCCGGUCAAUUGAAAAUAAUAUGCCAAUCCUGUCUCCUCAUCCCCCAGCUGGCCCAAAGACCAACCAUGGCCAUAGUGUUCUGGUUAACGAAAGACAUUCCAGUCCAUUAACACUGACAGCCCCUCGACCAUAUACUGCUCCAGGAAAUAUGCAGCCUCCAAUUCGAUUGCAGCCUCUUCCCAGUAAUCCAGCUAUAAGAACUGUUCCAAAGAUUACGCCGGGGUCCAGACCCAAAACCUCAAUCCUGGAAAAUGAAGCUCCAUUUCCUAUUGGGGGCAAGAAGGCCAUGAUGAAGUUCAGGAACUCCACAGACAAUUCACAGAGAAUGAAUCCAUAUCAACUUCCGAACAUUAGCAGUUAUUUGAUGCCUAUUCCUCCUCCACCUCCUCCCCUAAAUGGAAAAAUCGCCAAGGAAAAUAGAUCUGAAACAUGGAGAAGGAGAAGAUUUCAUCCAACCACAGCUCCAAAUGGCUUGGAACCUCUCUUUACAAGGGAUUCAAGAAGGAUUCAUAAAACAUCACUGCAUAGUAAUGCAGCUAUCACAAUGAUUUAUUUGGGUAAAAAUGUGCAUCUAUCUUGUGAUAACUCAGACUUCCGGGAUGAAAUAAAAGUUUAUCAACAGCACUGUGGUGGGGAGAACCUUUGUGUCUACAAAGGCAAGCUACUUGAAAAAGAAACCUUCCAGUUUAUUUCCAAAAGGCACCAUGGUUUUCCCUUCAGUCUUACCUUUUUCCUGAAUGGGAUGCAGGUGAACAGAUUAAGCUCGUGUUGUGAAUACAAGCAUCGAAAAGGUUCCAGACUUGGAGGCAGAAGAGGCUAUUUUGGGUUUGUGUGCGUGGAGAAAGCAUCUCCUUGCUACAAGUGUAUUAUCGCAAUGGGCCUUGACACAAAAACAUCUUCAGCAAAACAUAGAAAAGGAAAGAUCUCUGAGAAGAGAGAGGAAUUGGAGAAUGACAUGAAACUGAGCAAGGAUAGAGAGUACCUGAUACCAAGAAGAAAUGAGAUGAAGGGGAAGAAAAUCUCUAUGUCAACCAUUUUUUCAGCUCAAGAAAUAAAAAUGGGGGUCAGAGAUGUGAGAACGGCCAUAGAAGAAAUGGAACAAAAACGAAAAUCAGUAGAAGAUGUUUGGGAAGAUUACCAGGAAAAUACUUUCAAAUACGAAUAUGAAGAAGAUUUUGAAGUCGAUGAGGAGAAACAAAAUGAGAAACCUAAUGAAGAAGGACAGGCUGAUGAUCAAAUGAAUGGAAUGUCAAAGUCACCCUCAGAUGAUGAAAAAGAUAAUUUAGGCACUGAAAGGGAGAGUGAAACCUCAUCACAGAAGGCACCAGAUGCUGAUGACAAUGUGAAAGAUGGGGAUGAUGGAUGCUCUGAGAGCGAAUUGGAAGAGGACAAACAAGAUAUAAAAACUGCUUCAUCAACCUCAUCCAGAAGUCACACAUAUUCUGGUGACAGUGAAGAUGAAUCUGCAGUAGAGGACAGGGAAGCCCAUGAUGAAAACAGUGCAGAUGAAGGUGCCAGAAGUUCAUCUUCUCAGGAGCUGAGUGAAAGUGAUGAGCGAGGGCCAUCCCCCCUUCCUGUUACAGAACCCUUAGAAAUUAAAAUUGAAGACCAGGAAAUAGAAGAAUCAGAUGUGGAGACCUCACCUCUACCAAUACAGGAAAGCUUUGAGAAUGUUCUUGAAGAAAAAAUGGAGAAAGGAACUCAAGAGGUUGCAGACAGUUUAUCUGAGAAGUCAGAGAAACAUGUUUCCAAGGAAGCAAAGGAAGAGAAGAGUAAGCUUUGGGAAUUAAGCACUGCUAAUGAGUGGGUCAAAAAGGCAGGUCUCCCUGAGGCGCAGGGAGAUGGAAAUAAUUCAUUGCCAUCAGUAUACGACCUGGCUCUUGGAGCACAAAAGAAUAAUUUAGUUGUGGAAGAAAGGGUAGCACUUGAUUCAAAUAAGGAAACCAAGCAAGCUGCACAAGAAACAUAUGUCCUGGAGAAGAAAGAAGCUACAGAGGAAGAUGAAGCCGCCCAACACGGGGAUGCUGACACAGAGGAGAAAGAAGGGGGUGCAGUACCCAGGGCAAAAGCAGCGAUGACUCAGGUCCCCGUAGGGGAAUGGAAGCCUAUGGCAGAGCGGCCAACAUUAGAGAAAGUCACAGAGAAAAGACAGCCGCCUGCAGGUAAAGGCAGUGGGGCAGGGACAGGCACAGGAGACGGAAGUCCAGGCCAACGGGGGCUGAGCCCCACAGGAGAAGCAGCAGUAGGGGGUUCUGUGGCUCUGAGAGAAGUGGAGGUUCCUGAAGAGCCGGCCUCCACCGGAACAGUGCCUGAGCCAGAACAUGCAGUGUCCGCAGGGAAGCAAACUGUGCAGCAAGUGGGGCUUGCCAACAAGGCCGUGGCUCCGAGCUCCGAGUGUUUGCAGGGGGCAGCAGCCGAGAGAGAAGCAGGGACGCUGGAAAAGGCAGGAGAGGCUGACGGAGAGGCAGCCAUGAGCGAGGCAGGGUCCCCCAAGCCAGAUGUGGACCAAAAUGAAGAGGACGCAUCCACAGAUCCAGAGACCAUGGGGCCGGUGGGAGACGCGGCCUCCGAGCCCGGGGCUAGCUCUGAAGAGGCAGUGGCUGGGGGAGAGGAACGGGCUGAAGAGAGGAAGGGGCUGAUGCGGGCAGAAACCCCCUUGAGCUCCUCCAGAGGCGAGGCCGAGGCAAGCUGCGGGGGCGUCUCCGAGGGCAUUUCUGAAGCGCUUCGUAAGCAAGAGCAGGUUCUGAUGGAGGCCGAAUCGGACACGGGAGAGGGCCGGAAAGACGCGUUGUGCCCUGCCACAGUGGACGCAGCAGCAGACGGGAGGGAAGCUGAGAGGCCAAACGCAGCUCCAGAGGCACCUGCCGCGGACGGAGCAGAGGAGCCCUGGACUAGGGCGCGCCCGCUAGACGCCCAGCGAACACCUAACGGCGAAGAGCGGACACCGGGGAAGGAACUGAGCGUCGAAGAGGAAGCCACAGAAGCCCCUCGAAGUGGAAGCGAACCCGAUGCCAAGGCGGCGGCCUCCGCGGAGGCGGCUGCAUUGGCCGCAGAAGAAGGGCGUCCAGGAGAUCCGCUGACAGAGAGCGUGGGGACCGCCAGUGGGGCAAUCCCUGGAUCAGAGGAGUCCCUGGAGGACUUAACAGCUCCGAGGAAAGGAGGGGCAGGGGAAGGACCGAGCGAGGCGGGAGACGCAAGGCCCAGGGAAGGAGCGGCGCCACAGGACGGGCCCCGGCAUGGCGGAGCGGGCGCGGCAGGAGCGCCCAAGGGUGAGCCCGCAGGAAGGGCACAGGCGCCGGAGGGGACCGUCGCGGCCUCAGGGGAGGCGGAGGAGGCUGCAGCCAAAGACCAGCACUGCCUUGCAGGGCAGGGGAAGGACGCAGACGGGCCUCUGAGGGGGAGAGGUGCAGGAAGGGUCGUGAUAGUAGCCCCGGAAGAUGCUCCAGAGGGAGAGCCCGCGAUGGCGGGCAAAUUGAGCCACGCAGAGGGCGACGAGGACCCAGAAGACGAGGAGGAGGACGAUGCCGAAGAGCGCCCCCUGGGGACAGGACAGAGGGAAGCAAGGAGCCUGGUGGCUGAGGAAGAUCAAAGCCAAGGGGGAGGAGCUGUCCUAACCGAGAAGAGGGAGCUGUUGGCAGAUCCGCAGGGGCCCGAGCGGAACACAGCGGGAAAGAAGGCCGCCUCCAUUCCCGAUGUUACGGGGGAGGAGACUUGGCACAAAGGGGAUGAGUUGCUAGGAAAAGCAACAGCUGUAGAGAGGGCGGCGGUGGGGGAGCUGACAGCUCCACCGCCGUCAACGCAGGAGGCUGAGAGUGCACCCGGACAGGACCCAGAGGCAGGGUGGGCGGCCGCGGGGGACGGCGGCCCGGCUCAGGAAGCAGGAAUCCCUGAAGAGGAGAGACCGGGGUCGUGGCCCGAGGGACCAUCAGAGUCCAGAGGCCAGAAUCUCCGGGCGGUGGCAACACCUCCUGCGAAGCCCAGUGUCCCUGGAACCCAACAAACGCAAGAACAGGUGGUGCAACAGCCCAGUGAGCCUGCAGAGAUUUCCUUCAACAACGUGAGGGCCUAG
Molecule: messenger RNA, 4398 nt
Organism: Lepus europaeus (European hare)
Lineage: Eukaryota; Metazoa; Chordata; Mammalia; Lagomorpha; Leporidae
Gene: ERICH3
Product: glutamate rich 3
Exons: 14
Coding region: 1-4398 (1465 amino acids)
Source: RefSeq, a predicted model, not a curated record